AUGUCGCAUCCAAAAGAAAUUGACAAGUCGAUCGCAACUGAUACUAUUAUAGCUGAAAUCAAUUCAUCUCCUAACGACGAACAAAUCGAUUCAAUUUCUUUCACUUCUGAAGAACUUCAAACUACGAUUCGUAUUGAAGUACGUGCAUCAAAAGCUAAAAUUGGUCCGACAAUGGCUCACAAAAUACGAGCAGUUUUGAAAGGAGGAUAUGAAUAUGUAGGGGCGAAGGCAGAUGAAAGAGAAAAGGCUUUUUAUGUAGAGUUUGGAGAAGUUAUACCUUUUGAUGCAACUUUUAGAACAAACAAGUAUAAAAUGGUAUUUGUUCGAUUCACAGCAGUUGACCACCACAAGAAAUCAGUUACUGUUGGUGUUGGGUUGCUAAGUAGAGAGACAAUUGAGUCGUAUGAAUGGAUGCUUAAAGCUUUUCUUAGAGCUCAUGAAGGGAAAUCACCAAAAAAUUUUCUAACUGAUCAAGAUGCAGCAAUAAAACAAGUAGGGGAAUCUAUCUUACCAAAUUCAAGACACAGACUAUGCAUGUGGCACAUAGUGAAAAAACUGCAAGCAAAGAUUACUGGCGAUUUAUUUAAAAAUAAAGACUUCAAGAAAAGAUUUAACAAGCUUGUUUGGAACAUGCAUAUCAAACCUGAUGAAUUUGAAAAGAAGUGGGAUUUGAUUAUUAAUGAAUUCAAUCUGGAAGAUAAAAGAUGGUUUAAUGAUAUGUUUGAAUUACGUGACAAAUGGAUACCUGCAUACUUCAGUGACACAAGAAUGUCUGGAUUGAUGAAAACCACUUCAAGAUCAGAAAGCAUGAAUUCCUUCUUCAACACUUACUCUCAAUCUUUAAAUUUACUUUUACAUUUCAUGAUGAACUAUGACACAACAAUUCAAAAACAACGAAAUACACAACAAGAGCUUGAUCAUCAAACAAAGAAGGCAGUAUAUAAAUUUAUUUCACCACGACUAAUACAAAAAAUGCUGCAAAAGUUUAUACAAGUACAGAAAGAAAUCUAUAAAGGUUCCUGGACAUAUGUUGAAGAGGUAGGAAAGCUUAUGGGCAUAACUAUUCCAAAAGACAUUGACAUCAAUGUUCCAAAUGUUCAAAGCAAUAAAGGAUGCGGAAAGAAAAAUAGAAUUCAAAGUGCAGCAGAAAUAGCGUAUAAAAAUUCAAACAAGCAAACAAGAAGAUGCUCAGGAUGUGGAGAAAGGGCUCCUCAUAACUUGUGGACAUUCCAAAUCAAACUUGCAGCAGAACAAUCAUCAAAAGCUACAUAG
Lactuca saligna is the source of this 1272-nucleotide messenger RNA. Lineage: Eukaryota; Viridiplantae; Streptophyta; Magnoliopsida; Asterales; Asteraceae. The record is from the annotation of a GenBank genome assembly.